This is a messenger RNA of Paramecium octaurelia, 1967 nucleotides long. Lineage: Eukaryota; Ciliophora; Oligohymenophorea; Peniculida; Parameciidae. The record is from the annotation of a GenBank genome assembly.
AUGAAUGCCCUCAUUGGUAAUUUAGCUGGGUCAGAUUAAGCAGUUAUUUAAGCUGCAUACCCUGGUGAAUACGUAAAAUUGACUGGAAUUGGAAGAGGUUCCUAUGCAUAAGUGUACAAAGCAGAGACUGCUGAUGGACAAGUCGUGGCUAUAAAAGUAGAAUUUCUUAAUAAUUAGCAUAGGUUAUAGACUUAAAAAAUAUGCAAAGGGAGAUCAUACCUUAUAUGUAAAAUGAAAUAAAAUUAUUAUCAGAGAGUGACAACAAAAAUGUGAUUAAAUUGUUUAAAAGUUAAUAAACUCAUGAUAAAUUGAUAUUAGUUCUGGAGGUACUAUUUUAUAUUAGAAAAAUACUAGUUUUGUUAAUUGGAUGUAGAAUUCAUGGUGAAAAGAUAUUAUAAAGGCAAAUUGCCAGACGACUUGGCUAUAGUUAUUUUGAGAUAACUUGUAAAUGGAUUGUGUUACUUGCAUACGAAUAAAAUCAUUCACCGCGACUUGAAGCUAGAAAACUUUGCUAUUCGCAUGUCAAAUGAGGAUUGGGUUUCCUUAUAGUCUAAAAAUGAUCUUUCAGUAUUCGAGAGAGCAACCUAUAAACUGAUUGAUUUGGGGUUAGCCAAGAAGUUGGAAGACCUUCAAGCGUAAACAAGUACUUGGGCAGGAACAGAAUUGAACAUGGGUAUCAUAUAGCAUAAUAAAUUAAGCACCUGAAAUCUUAAAUGAAUAAAAGUACUCAUUCUAAGCUGACAUGUACAGUCUAGGAGUCUGCUUGUACUACAUGUUGUGUGGUAAAUAUCCUUAUUUUGAUCCAACAAAUAGAACUCCACUUUAAGAUUUAAUUAAGAAGGAGAAUGCUGAUGUAAAUCAUAUUGCUAAUGUUUAAUUGAGGAGUCUGAUACAAAGAAUGCUUAAAUAUGAACCAAAACAAAGAAUUACAUUCUAGGAAUUAUAUUAACAUGACUUUUUUAAGUUUAGAGAGGGAGAUCUAUCCAAUCCAAUCGAUUUAGAAUUAAAAGAGAAUUAAAUCAUUUAUUCUUAAGUAAUUAAUUAGUCAAUUAUGGAAAAUGGUCAAUAAAUAUAAUAAAUUGAAGAUAAUACAGUAAAAAUUGAAACCAAAAGUGAUGUUAAGAAAAUCAUUAUAGUGGAAAAAUAAGAUUUAGUUAACAAUUAUAUAGAAAGUUAAAAUUCUGAAGCCUUUCCAAAAAUCCCUAUUCAACCCAAAAAUAAUAUUCCUACCAAAAUAUAUGAUAACUCGAAAAAAGAGGACGAUUAAAUCAUGCAACUUUAUAAUACAAGAAAUUAAUACAUUGCAAUUUUGAAAUUAGUUGAUUAUAUCGAAGAAAUGAUAGUUUUAGUUAAAUCGACGAAGCUUAAUUACUUCAAUAUGGAAUCGACAUUUAAGAUGUAUACUGAAUACUUAAAGAUGGUUUCUAAGCAAAUAUUCAUAAAGUUAUAGCACAGAUUCAAUUUCUAUCAACCUACUCUAGGGUCUUAUGAUAGAUAUUUAUUAUUGGAAAAAUAAGUGAAAGGAGAAGAUAAAAAAAAACUAGAUAAUAUUACUGUUAAGGAAGGAUCGAGCACUGGAUUCUUUUCAUGGUUCAGGAAGAGUGUUCUUAAAUAAAUACAAUGCGAACCCAACGACUCGUUGGACUUUAUGAAGCAAUACGAAUAAAUCAACAUAGAGUUGUAUAAAGAAUUAUUGAAGAUGUUGCAAGAUUCAUUUUACAAAUAUGAAAAGGAUUCUGAUCCUAAAUUGAAAAAAAUUAAAUGCCUACUCUACUUAUCCAUGAUAGAUACAGCAAGGUCUAGAGUACUAUUUUAAGUAGACCAAAAAAAUAUUGAUUAUAAAAUUGAGGAACUACUAUUGGCCAAGGCUAAAGAAGAACCAGACAUACUUUCAGAAAAGGUAACCUCUAUUUUAGGGUAAUAUAAUUUAAAAUACAACUGAUCAAUAUUGUAUCUACAAAUAUGGC